AUGCACAUCCUCGUAGUAAACGACGACGGGCCGCCCUCCAACCAGUCUUCCCCCUACGUCCACUCCCUCGUCAAGAAUCUCCAAGAAGCCGGACACACUGUGUCCGUCGUCCUGCCACACACUCAGCGCUCUUGGAUCGGGAAAGCCCACAUCAUCGGACAGACCGUGAAGCCCACGUACUUCCGCCCAGGCACGCUGCACCAGGACGACGGCACAACACACUCGCGGCCCCUUGCCGCCGGCUCUGAGCAGCGCGAAGAGUGGGUGCUCGUGGACGGGACGCCAGCCUCGUGCGUGCAGAUCGGCCUGUACCAUUUCUUCCAGGACCGUGGACCCGUGGACCUGGUGGUCAGCGGGCCAAACUAUGGGAGGAACAGCACGGCGAUAUUCAGCCUUUCGAGCGGGACGCUUGGAGGCGCGCUGGAGGCUGCGGUGUGUCAGAGAAGGGCGAUUGCGCUGUCGUAUGCUUUCUUUUCGCGGAAUCACGACCCGGAGAUUAUUGCUGGAGCGUCAAAGUUGUCGGUCAAGCUGAUUGACUACCUAUACAAGAACUGGGACGAGAAUGUCGACUUGUAUAGCGUCAAUGUGCCGCUAGUUGAGGGCGUAGAGGGGAACAAGAUCAUGUGGACGAAUAUGCUGCAAAAUUACUGGAGUCCGGGCAGCUGUUUCCAAGAGGUGGUGGAUGAGGAGGGGAAUGCGGCCGAGGAGGAGUCGAGAAUUAGAGAGGCGGAGGGGAGUGAGGGCGUGGAGGGCUCGAAAUCAGAUGGGGAUGCUGUGACGAGACAUAAGCAUAAGCACUUCAAGUGGGCACCGCGGUUUACAGACGUGUAUGAGAGUGUGGAGAAGGCGCCUCCUGGGAAUGAUGGGUGGGCUGUUAAGGAAGGCUUUACCAGUGUUACGCCGUUGAAGGCCAACUUCAUGCAUGCGGCGGCAGAGACGAAAGGGGAGUUGAAGCUGCCAGCAUCAACAUCUCUUGUUUCUUCAGCACAGAAGCCCAUUUCUGCUCCCCUAUCCGACCCCAAGCACUUCUACGCUCUAAUCAACUACGAGGAUGCCUACGUCCAGCCUCUCAUCCUCUCAGCCCUCAAAUCCUUCCGCUGCUCAACCAGCUACACACUCAUAACCACACUCUCUGAACUCCCCUCCCCCUCAACCCCCUUCCUGCAAAUCUCCGCCUACGAAUCCCUCCCCUUUGAACACGCCCUCUCCCACCCCAGCAGCACCCUCAUCAACUCGUACAUCAUCCGCAAAGCUCUGAUCCGGAAACACUACCUCAGCACGACGACGUACAACUGGGUCGCUAAGCACCCGGACAGCAUCCUGAAGCGGACCGUGAAGCCCGCGUGCGAGUUCGAGGUCGACUACGCCGAGUUCCUGGACGACGCGCUGGUGGAGGCGUGGGAGCUGCACGCGAGUUGGAGGCGCGGCAGAGAGGGGAAAGAGAGGAAGGAGGAGAGAGAGUGGUGGAUUCUGAAGCCGGGGAUGAGCGAUCGGGGGCAGGGGAUUCGGCUCUUCUCGUCGGAAGAGGAGCUGCAGGCUAUCUUUGACGAGUGGGAGGCCGAGAGGCCGGAGUCUGACGACGAGGACGAGGACGAGGACGAGGAUGAAGAUGAGGAAGGGGGCGGAGAGGGCGAGAAGGCUGUUGGUGGUGAUGGUAGUGGACAGGGGGUGACGGCGGAGAUGAAUAAAAAGGAGCCAGAGCGAGAGCGGGAGCGAGAUUUCAUAGUGACCUCGCACCUCCGCCACUUCAUCGCGCAGCCGUACAUCCACCCGCCGCUCCUGCUGCCCGGCAACCCGCGCAAGUUCCACAUCAGGACCUACGUCUUGGCAUACGGCGCAUUGAAAGUCUACGUCUACAAGCCCAUGCUGGCCUUGUUCGCCGCGACGCCCUACGUUGCUCCCUGGCAAACCACCACCACCACCACCACCUCCUCCUCCUCCUCGUCAUCAUCGUCAUCACCAGCACUGGACCUCUCCCCGCACCUGACAAAUACCUGCCUGCAGACCGGCAGCCACAAUGGCGCGGUGGAGUCCUUCUUCUCGAUCCCGGCCUCGCAACUCCCCGACAGCGCGAAAGAGGACAUCUUCCGCCAGAUCUGCGAGACGACGGGGGAGCUGUUCGAGGCGGCGGCCCGGGGCAUGAGCGUGCACUUCCAGACGCUGCCGAACGCCUUCGAGGUCUUCGGCCUGGACUUCCUGGUCGAUGAGCGCGGCGUGGCGUGGCUGUUGGAGUGUAACGCGUUUCCGGAUUUUAGGCAGACGGGUGAGGAGUUGAAGGGGGUGGUGGAGGGCUUGUGGAGGGAGGUGGUGGAGGUUGUUGUUGGGGGGUUCUUUGGGGGGCGAGGGGGGGAGGGUGGAAGGGGGGGGAGGGACAUGGUGCUGGUUAGGGAUGUGGAUUUGGGGAGGAGGUAA
Molecule: messenger RNA, 2412 nt
Organism: Drepanopeziza brunnea f. sp. 'multigermtubi' MB_m1
Lineage: Eukaryota; Fungi; Ascomycota; Leotiomycetes; Helotiales; Drepanopezizaceae
Cellular component (GO): P-body
Molecular function (GO): hydrolase activity
Source: RefSeq, a predicted model, not a curated record